UCAAAUGAAGCGUCAUACCGUCCCGUCACCGCCAGAGGUGUGAGAGAUUGCUUUGACCGCCUCUUCUUUCGUUAGCUGUCACGGGAUGUGGGCGGAAUAUAAGUAAGAGAUGGAUCCUGCGUUUCUGCUUAACCCCAAAGGCGAGCGUCGACGAGGGCAAGCCGCUGUGAACGCAACUCCGGUACAGCCUGGUUAUGAUCCCCGCGCUCUCCUUAAUCCCAGGACCGCUUCCAAGCGACCUGCCGCUUCGGACGCUGGUAGCGAACGUGGGCCGGACGACAUCCCUCCCAACGGUCAGGUUUCUCUUGUUGAGCGCCUGCACAAUGUGCAACAAAGGACUGCGUCCCCGGCUAAGCGUCCCAAAACCGAAGACGAGCAUACCCGUCAAGCGACGCCGAAUGUCUCCGGCGGCAGUACUUUGGCUAUGAACGCGCAUAGUCAGGCGUCACCUUCCGCACUACCGACAAAUCCAUCCGCAUGUGUUGAUCUUACCAUGAGUGAAGACGAAUCAGAUGUUCAGGUAGUCAAGGAUAACGGCAAAGAGAUCAUUUGUAUAGGGAAGGUCAAGCAGGCAUACGUCCAAUGCCAUACCGUUCCCAAUCCCGAUCCACAGAAGUACAAGGGCAAUUCUGGAUCGCAGGGCCGUAUCAAAGUCACUCUCCGCCGCGGAGGAAUUGAUAAGAAGACACUCCUUAUCAUGGUCGUCGACCCGACAGGCAAAGAGUUUGGCCGUAUAGACUACCGAACGGCGAAGGCGCUCGCGCCAUUGCUGGACGGCGCACGUCAAACUGGACUUAAGUGGAUUUCCUCGACCGACCCACGGAGGAAACUUCAAGGGGAAGGGCCGCCAGGGUCACCGACGCAGGCGCUUAUAUCCAUUACACUUCAGUUGUACUGUCCUCGCAUGAUUUCAAGCAGUAUUGGGCGAUUCAUGAAGGCGCAAGCGGUAUAUCUUGGUGACCCCAUCCUGGAAAUCGACAAGUACGAUUACUAUAAUCCGCAAAACGCGAAUUCAUACAGUGUCAAAGACAUCUUGCAACCGAACAACGUCCAUGCAACGUACGCGAGGCAGGCUCAGAGCUAUGUGGCAAAUUACACAGUUCGGAGUGUGGAAGAGAUCCGCAAUGACGUGUUGGGCGUGUUCGACAAGAUCACCAAGCAGGAAGACAUUCCACGGCGAUCGCAACCGGCUCUCAUCACAACUAAAUUGCUGAAACACCAGGAGCAAGCACUCCACUUCAUGCUCGACAAGGAGGCGGACUGGACCGAUGACCAGGACUCUUGGAGGGACUCACUCUACAAGGUCGAAACUCGGGACAACGGCCGCAAAUACUACGUUCAUGUGUUAACGGGGGAAAAGUUCAAUCAUCAGCCACCCCGCGCGCGUGGCGGUAUCCUUGCUGAUGAGAUGGGUCUUGGAAAGACACUAAGUAUCUUGUCACUAAUCGCGCACGAGGAGUCCAUGGAGGCAGCGAAGGCGUUUGCUCGGAAAGGCCCCCCUCUCGCGCCGAAUGGCGCACGCCUGCAAACCAUCAACAGCAGAGCCACACUUCUCCUCUGUCCUCUGAGCACCAUGGUCAACUGGAAGACGCAAAUGAACGAACAUUUUGCCCAAGGCCAGGGACUCAAGUGGUGCUACUAUCAUGGCCCUGAUAGGAAAGACUUCACCCCAGAUGCCUUGGCGGACCACGAUCUUGUCGUCACAACCUACAACAUCGUCGGCAUGGAUGCUCUUGACAGGAAGAAGCCGCUGAGUUACAUCAACUGGUUCCGUAUCGUCCUGGACGAGGCCCACCAGAUCCGGUCGGGCACAAGCAAACAAGCCAAGGGUGUCUACGCGCUUGCUGCACAAAGGCGUUGGGCCGUGACCGGUACUCCGAUCCAAAAUCGCCUUGAAGAUCUCGGUUCGUUGUUCAGAUUCCUCGGUGUCAAACCAUUUGAUGAGCCUUCCAUCUUCAAGUCAAACUUCAUUGCCCCCUUCAAGAUGGCCGAUGAAGAAGUUCUCCCAAAGCUUCAACUUCUGGUCAGUUCUCUGACCCUGCGUCGCACCAAGGAAGGAAAUAUCAUUCUUCCGCCUAAGCAUGAUCAGAUUGUGCGUCUGAAGUUUACUGAGGACGAAGAACGGCUGCACAGAACUUUCGAACUGGACUCUUUGCGCCAGAUAACUGCAAUGACGUCCGGGGACAAGCUUGGCUCAACUGCGUACGCCCGCAUCUUGAAGGCCAUCAACUAUCUUCGGCAAAUCUGUGCUCAUGGUCGAGAUCUUCUCAAUGACGAAGCGCUCAAGAUCACCGAAGGGAUGACCUCUGAGCACCCAGUGGAACUUGGCGACGAUGACGAAGAGAUCCCCGCACUCCAGAGAAAGCAGGCGUAUGAUAUGCUGGACAUCUUUGUUCAAACCGACGCAGACAAAUGCCAGUUUGAGAGCUGUCGGAAGAGCAUAUGCAACCCAGCGGAGACGUCUGACAGUGAGGAAUCUGACGAUGAUGACGGCCAGGAUUCUGAUCUGUUGGGUGUCAUGACUCCCUGUUAUCACGUUGUAUGCCCUCAGCAUGUGAAUUUGCUCAAGCAGCAGUGGAGCGAACUCCAAGGCGAGGACGGCUAUGUGGCCUGUCAGUUCUGCGAUACCCGAAUUCGACCCGUAAUGUUCAGUUUGAGCGAGUCCGAAUAUGAUGAGUUCCACGAGGAGCAGGAACGCUUGAGGAAGGACCCCAGGAUGGCAAAGCGGUUGGGCGCAUAUACGGGGCCUCAUACUAAAACAAAAGCCUUGCUUGCAGAGUUGGAGAAGGACAAACAGAUGAGCGCGGCGGAUCCUGACAGCCCUCCAAUCAAGAGCGUCGUCUUCUCCUGCUGGACCUCACAUCUGGACCUCAUUCAAAUUGCGCUCGACGAUAAUCAACACAAGUACACCCGACUGGACGGCCGCAUGAACCGCGCAGCCCGCGACCGAGCACUUCAAGACUUUGCACAAGACCCCAACAUUACGGUCAUUCUCGUCUCCAUUGGCGCAGGUGGAAUGGGUCUUAACCUCACCACUGCCAGCAGGGUCUAUAUGAUGGAGCCGCAAUUCAAUCCCGCAGCCGAGGCCCAGGCUGUUGAUCGCGUUCACCGUCUCGGCCAGAAACGUGAGGUCUUCAUCAAGCGAUUCAUCAUGGAGCAUAGUUUCGAGGAGAAGAUGCUCGAGCUUCAGCGCAAGAAGGUGGCCCUUGCUAAUAUGACCAUGGCGAGGGGGGCAGCCAGUAAGGAGACGCAGAAGCAGAAGCUGGAGGAUCUUAGGAGCUUGUUCCGCUAGACGAUUUUACACGAACUCCCUGGCACCUCCAAUGCUCUCAUGAAUAUUUACUUCGACGAUUGCAGGCUAGCGAAUUCUGGCGCAGAUCG
Messenger RNA from Westerdykella ornata, 3381 nucleotides. Its product is annotated as SNF2 family helicase/ATPase-like protein. Gene Ontology annotation, cellular component: cytoplasm. The record is from RefSeq and is a predicted model, not a curated record. Gene Ontology annotation, molecular function: ATP binding; ATP-dependent chromatin remodeler activity. The coding region runs from base 110 to 3292 and encodes 1060 amino acids. The transcript has 5 exons. NCBI's taxonomy places the organism in Eukaryota, Fungi, Ascomycota, Dothideomycetes, Pleosporales, Sporormiaceae.